AUGACAUUGGAAGAGUGUUGCGGCUACAGCAGCAGGGUGGAGUUUUUCAACGACGACGUCUUAUGUAUCAUUGGCAGCAUACGGAACCAACCGAUGAUCUUCGGCCGCUUGUUCGUUCCGAAGCCAUCCUGGCCCGAGGAGGACUUGCUUCCAAGUGGGAGGCCCGACUCCGCAUAUCAAUGUCGGGCGCCAUCAGUAUUCGGAGCAGUCAGUCUGCUGAAGAAGCGUCUUGCAGCCGAUGCGGCGUUACCAAUCCACCUUAUCAUCUUGGACUGGAUGCGAGAGUUAAAGAAAGAUGGCAGCGCCGAGAAACGGAAGCAUGCAGAGGAAUCACUGCUGAGAGCAGAGCAGAUCGAUACUGCUGAGAAGACUGCACGUAUGAUGGAGGAGCACGGAGCUGCAUCCCUCAUGGUCAAGAGAACAAAGCUCGGGAAGAACGAAGAGAACCUAAUCAGCUAUGUGGAGCAGAAGAUUACGUGCAAGCACUGGGACAUCAGCGGAAAGUGGACUCUGCAGUCCGUCAACACCAAGGAACUCCUUGUACCGGCUACCAUGGAGAUUCGUUGCUGGGAGAACCCGACGCAAAUCUUCGGGGGAAUCGAUUCGGGCCAGUUUGGGGGCAUAUUGCGAUGUUCAAAGGGCCUCGAGAGCGACUACCCCUCCGAUGCCAGCGCCGAUUCCGACUCCUCGGGCGCCUACGACGAAUUUGACAUUGGUGAUAAUGACCAACCGACCGGAAACGGACCAAGGUUGUUCUUCCGGUUCUUUGGAUUCGAUAUCAAGGCCCGCGCGAUAGUUGCUGGAGAACAGGGAGAAGAAACUUGCACUACGCGGUUUUCAGCCGAAGGCAAGAAGGUGGAAACCUGCUUGUGGUAUCCAGAAACAUACUACGGCGGAGACGUCUGA
Messenger RNA from Drepanopeziza brunnea f. sp. 'multigermtubi' MB_m1, 906 nucleotides. NCBI's taxonomy places the organism in Eukaryota, Fungi, Ascomycota, Leotiomycetes, Helotiales, Drepanopezizaceae. The record is from RefSeq and is a predicted model, not a curated record.